AUGGAUCACUCGAGAGAUCCCUGUCCCUGGGUCGCCCUGAGCGAUUUCGGUGGUGCUUUUUGCAUGGGUGCUAUCGGUGGUGCGGUUUGGCACGGUGUGAAGGGUUUCAGAAACAGCCCCUACGGCGAGCGACGGAUAGGUGCCAUCACAGCCAUCAAGGCUCGAGCGCCCGUCCUCGGUGGUAACUUUGGUGUCUGGGGUGGUCUGUUCUCGACGUUCGACUGCGCGAUCAAGGGUAUCCGGAAGAAGGAGGAUCCUUACAAUGCUAUCAUUGCUGGUUUCUUCACUGGUGGCUCUCUGGCUGUUCGUGGUGGUGUCAAGGCCGCUAGGAACUCUGCCAUCAUGUGCGCUGUUUUCCUGGCCGUCAUUGAGGGUGUUGGUAUUGGGUUCCAGAGGAUGAUGGCGGACAACACAAAACUAGAGCUCCCUCCCCCUCCUCCGUCUGGCGAAAAGGCCAUCGCAUAAAUCACCUAAUGUCUUACCAUUGCAGCUACAAUUCUUCCUCCGCUGUGAGCCGAAUUCCCAUCUAUGUCCUAUAUUAUUACG
Messenger RNA from Aspergillus novofumigatus IBT 16806, 546 nucleotides. Its product is annotated as protein transporter TIM17. Bases 1 to 465 code for a protein of 154 amino acids. Gene Ontology annotation, molecular function: transmembrane protein transporter activity. The transcript has 4 exons. Gene Ontology annotation, biological process: protein import into mitochondrial matrix. NCBI's taxonomy places the organism in Eukaryota, Fungi, Ascomycota, Eurotiomycetes, Eurotiales, Aspergillaceae. Gene Ontology annotation, cellular component: TIM23 mitochondrial import inner membrane translocase complex; mitochondrial inner membrane. The record is from RefSeq and is a predicted model, not a curated record.